UAGGUCUUCUUUCAUAUCAAGAGCAGUGUCCACUGUCCACCUAAAACAUAUGUUGUUGGGUUCAUCAGUUAAAAUAAAGAGCUUGAGUAAAUAACCUGACACCUUUUUAAGUUAAACCAAACGGCCCCAUUAAUUUGUACUGCACGCAUAUGAUUCUUCAAUAAAAAGUUGCAGAUAUUUACUUAAGUCAUAAAAUUCCAAGUCAAUUAUAUUUUGGUGUAGAAUUUGUGAUGAAUGACUAGCAUCUGAAUACAGUUUCUUCUAAUAAUCGACUACAGAUUAUAUAUACAGUUAUGGAUCUAAAUACUUUGUACGAUGCUGCCAUUGCCGGAGAUGCUCAUGCGAUUGCUCAAUUAGAGUUGAAAGCUGAUAGACUGGACAAAGAUCAAAGAACAAUCCUUCACAUUGAAUCCAUAAAUGGAAAUGCAGAUCGUGUGCGAUUCAUUUUGAAGCAGUUUGCACACAAAAACCUUUUGGUGGAGCUGGAAAAUCAAUAAAAGACUCCUCUUACAUGGGCGGCAUAUUUUGGACACACCCAAGUGGCUGAGCUCCUCAUUGAUGCAGCUAGACAUCUGCAGUACUCUUCAUCUGCUAAUUAUAAUCCAUUUACUUCUUUUCAAGCUUUCCUUAGACAUGCUGAUUCAUGUUCUAACACUGCCUUACAUUUAGCCGCUGAGAGGGGUCAUGCUUCUGUCGUCAAGCUAUUAGUAGAGGCCGAUCCAAGUGAUGCAUAUCUUCCAAACAUACUGGGUAAAUUACCGCUCUACUUGGCUGCCGAAGAAGGGUACAACGAUGUAGUAGAGAUACUCUGUACAACUUGCACCGCCACAUCGUUGGACGGUCCUGGCGGUAGGAGUACUGCUUUACAUGCUGCUUUAUAUCCUGCAUUUCAGAAAGCCCACAGAGUCAAGGAAAAACAAGAAGAUAUGAUCAGCAUGAUCAUCAAUGUAGCCAGACGUUCGAGUACUCAGGAUGUACCACAUCUAAGCUUUGAAGCUCUGUUUAAUAAAACUGAUGAGUCCGGAUGCACGGUCUUGGAACUGGCAGUAAAGGGUAAUCACGUGAACGUGGUUGAACUGUUACUAGAAGAAGAUCCGGCCUAUCAACAUGGUCCUGGAAGUAAAUCAGAAAGUCUUCUCCCUUUAAUCGACAGAGCCAUGGAUAAGGAGUAUAUCGAUAUUGUCAAAAUUCUUUCUAAACCUUACGAAGCUGGUGGUCACAAAGGCGCGGUUGCUUUGAUUCUUGCUAUUAAAAGGCGUGAUAAAGUGUCUGUAUUGCAUUUGUUGGGAGAAAACAAGCACCUAGCAAGCUUUGUGGACCAUCAAGGCUGGACACCACUUCACCACGCCGCCUAUUAUGAAUUUGAUUCUAUACUUGAUGUCAUAAUAACAGCACUAAAAGAUGUUGGAUACCAAUUUGUAUAUGAAGAUAUGAUAACACCAUUUCAUUUAGCGGCCGAGGGUGGAUAUACAUCUACAGUUAUACGCCUUAUGCAAAUGUGGCCGGUUUCAUCUUCUGAAUACACCGCUGUUAACAAGAGUGGUCAAAACAUACUACAUUUGGCGGCAACCAAAAACAAAAAAGAGAUGAUACAAGGUAUUUUGAAGUAUUGUCCUGAACAAUAUAAGGAGAAGAUAUUGAACGAGCAAGAUGAUAAUGGCGAUACACCUGUCCACAUACUUGUUUCCCGUGGUUGCUACAUCCCCGAAGUUAUAAAUCAUAAAGGGAUUAAUACAAGGGUAAAAAAUAACCAAAAUUGGAAUUCUCAUGACAUGUUAUAUCUUGAAGAUGAAAUUAUUGCCGAUCAGGUACAAAUAAAACUUAUACUUGACUAUGUCCAGACUGAUUGGAAGAUGGAUAUAUGGGAAAGUUUAGUGCUCCCAAGUAAAAGACAGAGAAAGGAUAUGAUGUUUAAUAAAGCUACUACAUUAUUCAUAAAUGAAAGGGAUGCACGGAUGAAAGCAGAUCUAGAAAGGUAUAGAAAUACUCGUGCUGUUGCCCAUUGGUUUACAGAUGCAAUUGCUGGAGAUGCUAAUGCCAGAGCUGCACUGGAUAUGGAAGCCGAAAGACUGAACGAAGAUGGAGAAACUAUCCUUCACGUUGAAUCCAAGAGAGGAGACACAGAACGCGUGCGAUUCAUUGUGACAGAAUUUUCAAACAAAGACCUAUUGGUCAAGCAGGAUAAAUUAAAACAAACUGCACUUCACCUUGCAGCACAUCAUGGACACACUCAAGUGGUUGAGGUCCUCAUUGAUGCCGCCAGACGACAUUUGCCUUCUUCUUCAGCACGUGAUGAUACCCAUAACCCAUUUAGUGCUUUUAAAGCUUUUAUUAGGCUAGCUACUAGUCCAAAGCAGAACACUGCCUUACAUGUAGCAGUGCUUAACGGUAACGUGGCGAUUGUCAAGCUCUUAGUAGAAGCGGAUCCAAGUGAUAGACAUAUCCAAAAUUAUGAAGGCAAAACUCCAAUCUACAUAGCUGCGGAAAAAGGGUACAUGGGUAUAAUAAAGGAGAUUUGUACAACUUGCACAGCACAGUGUCUGGAGGGUCCUGGUGGCGGCGCCAGUGCUUUGCAUGCUCUUAUUAAGAAUAUGCAAGCGACGGAAGAAUGGAAAGAUGCGGUUGGGAUGAUUAUUGAUGCAUUCAAACAUUGGACUAGUGAGGAGGAUGCAUUAUUUAAUAGCACUGAUGAGUUCGGAAACACUGUCUUGCAACUGGCGGUGGAGAGAAACAAUGUGGGGGUUGUUAAACUAUUAUUAGAAGAGGAUCCUGCCUAUCAAAAUUGUCGUGGAAGCAAAAAACAUGGCCUUAUGCGUUUAAUCUACAAGGCCAUCGACAAUGAGUAUAGUACGGAUAUUGUCAAAUUGCUGUCUGAAACUUAUGAAGCUGGAAUUAACCCUGAUCAUAAAGGUGUGCUCACUUUGAUUCUUGCAAUUAAAAGACGCGAUAAAGACUCUGUAUUAGGUCUCUUGAAAGGGAGAAAACACCUUGUAACUUUUUCUGAAGCAGAAGGUUGGACUCCACUUCACUAUGCUGCUUAUCAUGAAUUUGUUUCAAUACUUGGUCCACUAAUUGAAGCACAAAAGGAUGUUGGAUAUCAAUUUGUGUACCGAGAUAUGGUAUCAACACCGUUUCAUGUAGCAGUUGAGCAUGGAUAUACUUCUACAGUUAUACAACUUGUGAAAUUGUGGCCAUCUACAUCGUCUGCAUACACAGCUGUUAACAAAGAUAGUCAAAAUAUACUACAUUUGGCAGCAGCUAAAAAUAAUAAAAAUAUGGUACAAGGUAUUCUAAAACAUUGUCCCCAAAAAUACAAGGACCAGCUUUUACAACAGCAAGAUGUCAAUGGUGAUACACCUCUCCAUCUACUUAUCUCUAAUGGUUGUUUCGUACCAGAACUUAUUGAACAUAAGGGACUUAAUACAAUGGUAAAAAAUAAGAAAAGUUGGACUCCUAGGGACAUGCUGUAUUCUAAAGAUGAUAUCAUUGCGGAGCAGGUGAAAAUUAAAAUUGCACUUGAUGAUGUGCAGUCUAAUUCGUCCAGAAAAUUUUGGCGUAAAAGCAUGAAGAAGGAUACGGAUAUCUUAGAAAGUUCAGUGCUUCCAAGUAAAAGAGAGAAAAAGGAUUUCAUUUUUGAUAAAUAUACAAAAAUAUUGAUCGAUGAAAAGAAUGCACAGAUGAAAAAAGAUGAAAAAAGAUCUGGAAAGGUACAAAAAGAGGACCAACACCCAGAUAGUAGUUAGUGCACUAAUAACUACAGUCACUUUCACCGUAGGAUUUACCAUGCCGGGUGGUCUACAUCAAAGUGGAGAGGUUGAUGAAGGAUUGGUAAUUCUCUCUAAAAAGACUGCAUUAAAUGCAUUUAUGGUAUCAGAUGCACUGGCUUUGCUACUAUCAACAUGUUCUUUGUUUCUCUACUUUCUUGAAUCUAUGUACGAAGAUCCCCAUCAAGUGUCCAAAUUAAAUGCUGCAUCAACUGGGCUCAACAUUGUUUCCGUCAUGGCAAUGAUGUUGACUUUCAUUACUGGAACGUAUGUGGUGUUAUCUCACUCACUGGCCAUCGCCAUUACCGUUUGCCUCAUUGGUUCCUUCUUCUUUCUUUUCGUCAUUGUUCUAUUGAUCAAGAUGAUAUAUGACCGUCAAGUGAAGAGGAAUGCGGAUUGAAUAUGCAUGCCUGUCAUUAUAUAUUUCUUUAAAACUUUAAUAUGGUAUUUUUCAUGAUUACAAAGUCAACAGCAUCCUUAUAUGCAGAAAGGAGGGCUUCCCUUUUUAUCGCAGAUGCCAAUAUUUAUUUGCGUUUUUUGAUGAAAUUAUGUGUGGAAAUAUUGUGGUAGUGAUGGGAAUGUAUUCUUACUUAUUAUAUCAGAGUUUUCAUACUUGUAACCAA
Messenger RNA from Daucus carota subsp. sativus, 4387 nucleotides. RefSeq lists its product as uncharacterized. Gene Ontology annotation, molecular function: protein binding. The transcript has 7 exons. The record is from RefSeq and is a predicted model, not a curated record. Lineage: Eukaryota; Viridiplantae; Streptophyta; Magnoliopsida; Apiales; Apiaceae. Gene Ontology annotation, cellular component: ciliary inversin compartment. Gene Ontology annotation, biological process: protein localization to ciliary inversin compartment. The coding region runs from base 927 to 3743 and encodes 938 amino acids.